CUGUUUCUCUUCUCUAGCCUGUGUAUCUUUUGAUGGCAAUUUUGAUAGAGUCAGUUUUCAGCUCUUUUUAAUCCUGGUUGCCCCGAUCAUCCAUGAUCCCAUCACUGUCUAGAUAUGUGUAGCCUUAUAUUCACCCUCUCUUGGUUGGGUUUUUUAUUUCAGUGCUUCAUACAGAUGCUGAGCUCACCAUCUGGCACUUUAAAAAUUGCACAGCUCUCUCCUUUUGGAAAUCUGACCACAUAUAUGAAAAAGCUGUUGUUCAGAGGAAAGAGAAUGCAGAAGACGGAACUAGGAAUCCAAAGUCCAGCCCCUCACCAGAAUUCCUUUUUUAACAAUCGCUUAUCAGGAGUUCAAUGCUGGAAGUACUAUGCAGCCCGAUGCGGAGAGAACUCGGCCACGGCCCAAAAAACCGGAUAUGGCUUUGUAUGUUCCCAGGGGACGGCGGGAUAUGGCAGUCUCAAAGACCAGUACCAAAUGUGGACAGGAAGAAAGCCAUUGCACCACAGGGAAAGAGAGCAUUAAGAAAUGUAAGCCAGGGAAGAGCGCCAGAACUGGAAGAAACCUGCUUCAUAGUAGUCAAGAAAAAACUGGUUUCCCUAGGCCAGCGAGAGAAGCUUUGUCUCUUGACUGGAGAAAUGACAAUGCAUUCUGCCAAAGCCACCCAAGUCCAAAGGUACACAAAGAGGAGAGACUUCGUUCCCAACAGAAGCCCAAAUUACACCAAUCCUUGCCUGCCUCUAACCUCGUAAACCCAAUGUCCAUAUCACUGCCCAACAGUGGGGUGGAGACACCUUUGGAGUGUUCCACUGCACCCAGUGCUAAAUGCCUAGAGCAGCUGGAGGAUCUCCAUCUUCAGGCAGGGCAGACUGAUAUAGUUUGCACUUUGGGACAAGCUCACACUGUUCCAUCAGCAUAUCAGGACCCCUUUUCUUUGCAAAGGACUCACACCCUUGGCAGGAUCAAGCAGUUAGGAGCACUUCUCCCAGACCAGGUAGGGCUGAGUGAAAGAAGUGUGCAAGAAGGCAGCAGUGGGUUAGAGCUCAUGGAUCAGAGACAGGUGAGUGAAGUGAGUGUGUUGGCUAGCAAGGAUAACAUAAUGGAGUCUGUACUCAAAGGUGAAUCAGAACCAACUAGAAUAAGACAGGGUGAAAUAUCUGAAAAUGGAAGCAACGAGGUUCCAGAUAGAACAGAAACACACAAGGAUGACUCACCAGUGUGUACAAGUGAAAGACUAUCUGAUCAGGCAGCAAUAGGCAAGAGUAGUCUGCUGGAGCACAUUGAUGAGAGCACUCUGGUUUGCACAGAGGUGGCUGGAUGUGAUCAAUUUCAAUGUCUAGAUGAGAACAACUCCAGCCAGACCAAAAUGGGUGGUGGGAGCACCCUGGAAUACACCCACAGACAAAUUGCAGAGCAGGCAGAACCAAAGGAAGACAGUAAAACCAAAGAUGAUGUUGCUCAGGCACAAAUAAAUGAGCAUUGCACACUAGAAAAUGGAGAAAUGCAUGAUAGUUCUGUGUCUAAACACAUGUCCGAGCAGAAGGGAGUGAGCCUGGAGCAAGUGUCUCACUACUGGGAUGGGAAUGUUUUGACAGGUAGCCUAAAAGAGAGUGCAAAUAAAGCUUUUCAAGGUAGCUCAGGUAUGGCAAUAGACCAUGGUUGUUCAGAUUGGCCCUGUGGGAGAUUAGAUACUUUGCCCGGUUGUCUCUUCCAUAGAGCAGAGGAUCAAACAGAACCUGUGUGUAGCAAUAAAGGUGGAGAGAAAGGCAGCUUCUCCAGUCCUGCCUCUAAGUGUGAAGUUGAUAUUUCUGAGGGUGCACAUUUGAUGGGAGAGGUUUGCUUGGACUUGGGAGAUCAAAACACUGAGGGCAGAGACAGUACUGCAUCUAACAGUUCUUCUCAAGGGGUUGCCUGCCAGUCCCUGGAAUAUGCCUCUGAGAAGAUGGCUUGUUCUUCAGAGAGCAUUUUGCCUAGCGGCAGGUCACCUGUAAGUCACACCUCUGUGGAACAAUCAACUCAUGGGGAUGUGCUCAUGAGGUUAAAGCACCCACUCAAUGCCGAGGCAGAAGGAGAAGUUGGACAGAAAACACCAUCCAGUUGGGAGGAACCUACUAGAACCUGUGCCAUUCGUGAGGAUGACAACAUGACUGAUGAGAGCUGGGAUGCUCUGUUUAGUGAUGAUGGUGAAUGCCUGGAUCCACGUUUGUUGGAAGGGCUGUCUGCCCGCACCCCAGCCACUACAGAUUUGCAGGAGCCACGGUUUGACUACUAUAACUACUCUCCAGCAGACCUGGACUUGAGCGACUCUGAGCUGCCACACGUCAUUGAGAUCUACGACUUCCCAGCUGAGUUCCGCACAGAGGACCUGAUGCGUGUCUUCUGCAGUUACCUGAAGAAAGGCUUUGACAUUAAAUGGGUAGAUGACACGCAUGCACUGGGCAUCUUUUCCAGCCCCAUCACAGCUCGGGAUGCUCUCACUACCAAACACCUGAUGGUGAAAACCCGUCCAAUGUCACAGGCAACACGUGCUGCAAAAACUAAGGCUCGAGCUUAUGCUGAGUUCCUGCAGCCAGCCAAAGAGCGCCCAGAGACUUCAGCUGCGCUGGCCAGGAGACUGGUGACAGGAGCUCUUGGGGUGCGGAGCAAACAAAGUAAGGAGGAACGUGAAGCCGAACGCAAGCAGUUGCAAGCUGCCCGAGGUUGGCAGAAGUUGGGGCUAACAACAGGAGCUCAUCCCGCUCCACGGAUUCGAAGUGCUGACCUUUCAGUCAAAAGGAAGCGCCUGGAGGCCAAGCAGAGGGAAGAUGCCUGGGAAGGCCGUGAGUGAACUAAUGCCUAUGCAAGGAGAUGGGAAGAGAGAUGACCACACUCGCCUGAGAUUGGCACAGAGAGGCAGGUUGUGUUUGUGUUACUGGGAAAGUCUUACCAUGGCAUUUGGGGUGAGCGGCAAGACAUGAGCAUGUUGUGGCCAUUCUUGAGUAGUCAAACCCUGCUAGAGAGAGUGAUAUGUAUGCUCAGGCAAAUAUCCUUCCUGGGUUUGUCCUAGAACUUGAAAGAGAUGGACGAGAGGCUGGCAGUGCCUCAAGAAGAAUUGGGCAUUGGGGCCAAAACCUUGGGUCAAGCAGUGUUCCUUGUGAGCUUUAUGGCUACCGCAAAGAUGUAAUCCUAAGGCCUAAGCACUGUUAAGUUGAACGUUUUGGAUUCAGUUUCAACCUGUUCUGUGAGCAGCAGAUAGACUCCAGACCAGUCCUGUGUUCAGUGGAACUGGACUAAGAUGCAGCAAUUUUUUUUAAAGAAUGGAUCCAUUAGGGUGGCCAAAUGGGCCCACUAUUGCAUUUGUCAUUAAAGUUUCUUUUUUCUUUUACACAA
Messenger RNA from Anolis carolinensis (green anole), 3366 nucleotides. RefSeq names its product R3H domain and coiled-coil containing 1 like (gene r3hcc1l). Bases 368 to 2824 code for a protein of 818 amino acids. NCBI's taxonomy places the organism in Eukaryota, Metazoa, Chordata, Lepidosauria, Squamata, Anolidae. The transcript is spliced from 8 exons. The record is from RefSeq and is a predicted model, not a curated record.